AUGUACUUCUUUCCAUUUACACGUGUGUUACAGUACAAGAGAGAAACUGCUAAACAGUCGCUACAUUACAAAGAGAAAGCAACAUGGAGAUGCACUUUUCAACGAUGGUGAUAUUAGCAGGUUGGAUCAUUUUUGGAGGCACAUCAGAGAGUCCACACACCACAGCACUAUCUGAACUGUCCAAUACUGCAACAACAUCUUUUACAACGACAGAGACACAUUUUUCAACAGCACCUCUGAUGUCAAACUCAAUAUCAGCCGAUGCCAGUGUGGGACAAACAACAAAUGAACCUACAACGGUUGACCAUACUCAAACUGAAUUGUCAUCAAUUGUGAAAUCCACCACAUUCAAUACAAACUCAUUAUCAGUCCCAACAUCAAAUGCAGCCUCCACCAGCAAUUAUUAUUCCUCUCCAGAAAGUAUGAUCACCAGCUCACCCAAUGAGAGCAAUGCAUCGACCACACUAACAUUGAGUCCGGAGACUGCAACUCAAAGCUUUAAGACUGAAAGUUCUGCCGGCACUGCGACAAGAACAUCUUCUGCGAGUCAAACCUCGAAUACGGCUACUCAAACUACUGUAAGAGUUAUUUCUAAUGCCACAACUAUAACUAGGCCUGCUUCAACGAUAAUUACAACCAAACUGGUGGCCUCUACUUCUAUAGCGUUAGCAUCAACUAAGCCACCAUCGUCAACCACAAGUCAAAUAACAACAGCAGAAGAAAAAAACACAUCAAGGCUGGAAACGAAGGAUCGAGAUGCCCUGAGCUCAGGAAAUGUAGCUGCCAUCGUCAUUGGCUUCAUUGCCAUUGUAGUAAUACUUCUUGGUGGGGCAUACUACUUAAAAAUUCGACGGUCAAAUUAUGGACGGCUUUUGGACGACACCGACCAACAUUCUGUGGGGAAUUAUCAUAACCCAAUGUAUGAUGGCUAAAUGAGGAAGUAUUUACAGUAUGAGGAAACAACUCAGUGAUUCAUUUCUGAGGAAGAACCUACAAUGACUUUUAGUAAUGAAUGUGCUAAUAUCAGAUUCUGUAUGAAAAAUAUCCACUUCAGACUGAAAAUAGAUAGAUCACUGGUCAGAACCAUCAACUCUCAGAAUGUUGGCAAGACUAAUUGUUUCAUAAAAGUAUUAUGAUGAUUGUUUUGGGGGAUUAAUCAAAGGGAAGUUUGGUGUGAUUUUUAAAGAAAUGUCAGUUUUUUUUUUGUUUGUUUGUGAAAUCAAUGUAGUCUUAACAUGCAUGACCAUAUUGUCUAAGGUAUAGUUGACUGAUUGUUGGUUUGUUGGUUUUGCACAAAAUGUUCACAUCAUGAUCAUAUUUGUUUUUUCUUUAAAGACCCAUGAAAGUCUAAUGUUUUGUUGCUAGUGGUAGUGUACUCCUGCAAGUUUACAAAAACAAACCUGUGGCAUACGGUAUAUAGGCAUUGAUAUUUUACAGUAUUUAUUUUCCAGGAAAAAAAGAACAAAAAUAUUGAUGACUCAUUCUGCACUCACAGGCAUAACAAAUACAUAAAAAAAAAUAAAAAAUAAAUCUUGUUUAAAAUUUUAAGUCUUGUCAACUUGAGAUGGAAAGUUGCUAAAAACAGCAUACAGUUGAAAAAUGAAUACAACUUAAUGCAUGAGCAUAGUCUCUUUUUAAGUAAACUCAACUUUCUUAUGUUAAUCAACUUCAACAUAAUUUAGUUCAAACUGAAUACUGAAGUUCAACUUUUUUUUAUCUUUAAUUAAUCGUAUUGAUAACCACAACAGUAGUUUUUAGGGGAUAUUUACACUUUGUCACAUCAUGCAUUUGGCUGAUCGGAUUGCUAUCCGAUCAUGAAAAGACCAGGUGUAAAUGCCCUCCAUGAAGGAUUUGAGAUGGAACAAUGCUGUCCUAAUAAAGUGCCCAAGUGCUGUUGUAGCCCAUUUGCCACAAGGUUCGAUGUGUUGUUCGUUCUGAGAUGCCAUUCUCCUCACUACAAUUGUACAGAGUGGUUAUCUUAGUUACCGUAGCCUUUCUGUCAGCUCAAACCAGUCUGGCCAUUCUCUGUUGACCUCUCUCAUCAACAAGUGAUUUCCAUCCACAACACUGCCGCUCACUGGAUGUUUUUUGUUUUUGGCACCAUUCAAAGUAAAUUGUAGAGUCUGUUGUUCGUGAAAAUCCCAGAAGAUCAGCAGUUACAGAAAUACUCAAACCAGCCCAUCUGGCACCAACAAUCAUGCCACAGUCGAAAUCACUGAGAUAAUUUUUUUCCCCAUUCUGAUGGUUGAAGUGAGUUUUUACUGAAGCUCCUGACCUGUAUCUGCAUGAUUUUAUGCAUUUCACUGCUGCUUCAUGAUUGCCUGAUUAUAAAAUUGCAUGAAUAAGUAUAUACCUCCAAAGGUGGUUUGAGACAGUAACAGCUGCAGUUUUUGCAUAGGGCUCAAACUGCGCAUUAAAUUAUGACAUUGAAAUUAACGAAUGGACGUUGUAGGAGACACAUAACUUUUUUCUUUAUUGAUAUGAAGCAAAUUAUAUUUUUGAUUUCAGCUGAAUAUUUUUUCUAAGUUUGACAAUUUAACACAAGUCAAGUCUUGGACAAUUGAGUUUACUCAACAAAAUCAAGGUUUAAGUUAUGAUUUAAAAAAGGCUAAAUAAUUUUUACAGAGAAUGAGAAAGAUUCUCCCCCUAAUGACCCCCUUCCUCAAUAGAAAUGAGCAAAAUGGGGUUUAAGCUGUUGGCUGCUUAAAAAAGCAGCCUUCCGAUAUGGUCUGCCCCAAAUUCCUAAUUCAAUAGGAAAUAUGCCAACACAGGAGUGGAAUCUGUGCCAGUCAAGCCAUAUCAUUGGGUCUUUCAGCUGUAAGUAUGAAACAAAUCCCAUAUAACAUCACUGUAUUCCGCACAUCUUAAACAAUCACUUGCUCUCAUUGUUGGUUUCUCAGAUUGACCCUAUCAUAUCCCAUAAUUACAGCUCUUCCCUUAUCUGUGCCCUCUCACCUUUCAUCUGAAGACAACGCAACGAUUGCAUAACAUAUCUUUAGAUUUAGCCAAUAACAGAUGCAUCUGAGUUUUGUCCCCUUGUCAAUGUAAUGACAGGGACCCACAAACAGCAUCCAAUUAAGCAUUUAUACAGUCAAAACUGCUAUUUAGAGACUUAAAAAUAAGCCAGCAUGCAAA
Molecule: messenger RNA, 3135 nt
Organism: Xyrauchen texanus (razorback sucker)
Lineage: Eukaryota; Metazoa; Chordata; Actinopteri; Cypriniformes; Catostomidae
Product: prostate androgen-regulated mucin-like protein 1 homolog
Exons: 4
Coding region: 84-932 (282 amino acids)
Cellular component (GO): late endosome; plasma membrane; early endosome
Source: RefSeq, a predicted model, not a curated record